Esox lucius (northern pike) is the source of this 3303-nucleotide messenger RNA. RefSeq names its product fermitin family homolog 3 (gene fermt3a). The transcript has 15 exons. The coding region runs from base 386 to 2311 and encodes 641 amino acids. The record is from RefSeq and is a predicted model, not a curated record. Gene Ontology annotation, molecular function: integrin binding. Lineage: Eukaryota; Metazoa; Chordata; Actinopteri; Esociformes; Esocidae. Gene Ontology annotation, cellular component: cell-substrate junction; cytoskeleton. Gene Ontology annotation, biological process: platelet aggregation; integrin activation; regulation of cell-cell adhesion mediated by integrin.
GGAAAUCACUUCAAUGUUAAUCUGUGGACCUCAGUUACUGUAUAAUAUAUUUUUUAUUUGCAUCUAAUCAAGUUGCUCUCCCAAAAUCAAUGUGUCUACUCAGCAAAUGAUGCGGAUGUUACUAAGAAACAGUAUCUGAUAACUGAUUAUUGAAAAAGGGAAGAAGAAAAAAAAUUGCCCCAAAGCAUGUGAAAGCGGAACAGUCAUCUCACAAAGGAUGAGACCGCACUAAGACAGACAGAGAUAAAGGAAGUGACAGGAAGAUUACUCAAGUUGCAAAGACUGCCAGACAGCAGCUGACACUGAGAGCACCUGGUGCUUGACUGAAGAGAAUUAGUUUGGGACUACAACUAGCUCUGAUGAGUGCCGUGUUCCCUCUGUAACUAUGGCUGCUUGGGAUCUGUGUGUUACUGUGGAGGAGCUUGGUCCGGAGGCCCCGCCAUUCAAAGUUAGCGUUACCUCAGACCUCCACAUCGGUGGCGUCAUUCUCAGAAUUGUGGAGAAGACACAGAUAAAGAAAAACUGGUCCGACCAUGCCCUGUGGUGGGAGCAGAAGGAGCAGUGGCUGCUCCGGCCCUCCUGGACCCUUGAGAAGUAUGAGAUCCAUGCCGACGCCCGUCUGAGUCUCACUUCCCAGCACAAGCCCCUGAGACUGGACCUUCCAAACGGAACCACUCUCAGGGUUCAGGCCUGCUUCUCCCGUCCAGUCUUCCAAACCGUCAUGGGGGUCUGUCAUCUUUUGAAUAUACGUCACCCAGAGGAGCUGUCUUUUCUACGGCCUGUGGAGGAGAAGAAGAAAAAGGAGAAGGAAGCAGAAAAGGAUGUAGUACAUGAUCUGACAGCCCUAAAGGUCAUGUCAGGUUCAUCUCAGACCCUGUCCAAUGGCAUGCCUGUGCACUUUGCUGACUCGCCCCAGACUGAGGCUGUGUAUAAGCUGUUGUCUGUCAGCCUGCCUGCACCUCCCCCUGAGACCAUCACCAGGAUGCUCCGUCCCUCCGGCCUCAUGGACAAGGCACAGGUCCACAACAGAUGGCUGGAUUCGUCUCGUUCUCUACUCCAACAGGGAGUGAAGGCAGAGGACAAGCUGCUGCUACGUUUCAAAUAUUACUGCUUCCAUGACCUGGACCCCAAGUACGACGCAGUCCGUCUGACACAGCUGUAUGAACAAGCUCGAUGGGCCAUCUUGCUGGAGGAAGUUGACUGCACAGAGGAGGAGAUGAUGCUUUUCGCAGCCCUUCAGUACCACAUUGGUAAGGUGUCCCUGUCAGAACCCCAGCCGACGACAUCAUGUCCUGCCAUGGAUGACCUUGACUCUGCCCUCAAGUGUUUGGAGGUGAAGAUGGAAUCGGAGAAGACCAGGGUGGAGGACAUGCUGGAAAUGGCCCCGGAGCUGCAGGACUACUUAAAACUCUUCAGACCAAAGAGACUGACACUAAAGGGGUACAAGCAGUUCUGGUUCACAUUCAAAAACACGUCCAUAUCUUACUACAAGAGCAGAGAGGAGACCCUCAAGGAGCCUAUUCAGCAGAUGAACCUCAAAGGCUGUGAGGUGGCCCCAGAUGUGAGUGUGGCUGCUCAGAAGUACUGCAUCAGGCUGCUGAUCCCCGAGGCGGAGGGCAUGAACGAGGUCUACCUACGCUGUGAGAAUGAGCUGCAGUACAGCCGGUGGAUGGCUGCUUGCCGUUUAGCCUCCAAGGGAAAGACACUAGCAGACUGCUCUUUUUCAAGCGAGGUGGAAAACAUCCAGUCCUUCCUCGCCAUGCAGCAGUCCACUCCCGGGGCCAACAACGCUCAAACCGAUGAGAUUAUAAACACACACAGCCUCGUGUCCCGACGCUACCAGAAGAAGUACAAGGCCAAACAAUUGACGCCUCGCAUCCUGGAAGCCUAUCAGAAUGUGUCCCAGCUCCCACUGACUCAGGCGCUAGUCAAGUUUCUUCAGAUCUGGCAGGCUCUACCUGACUUUGGGGUGUCCUAUUUUGUGGUGAGGUUUAAGGGAUGCCGUAAAGAUGAGGUCCUUGGCGUGACCAACAACCGCCUCAUCCGUAUUAACCUCAGCACUGGCGAUGUGGCGAAGACAUGGAGAUACAACACCAUGAGGCAAUGGAAUGUCAACUGGGAUAUCAAACAGAUGGCCAUCGAGUUCAAUGGCAAUGUGAAUAUUGCCUUCAGCUGUGUGACUGCUACCUGCAAGAUUGUCCAUGAGUACAUUGGGGGCUACAUCUUCAUGGCCACACGCAGCAGAGAGCAGACAGAGGGGUUGAACCAUGAGCUCUUUUUCAAGCUUACUGGUGGUCAUGAAGCCCUCUAAACAGUCAAGACAGCUGCAUCUGGAACUCACAAUGCACUUACCUGUAUGAUUUGACGAUAGGCUGCACGACAUGCAAUAGGCUAUCAGGACCAUUCAGGAACUGUCACUUGUCAUCUAUACUUUGAAUAGGAAAGUGGUCAGUUGAACAUUGUGCAUCGGCUACUACAUCCGUAACUAUGAAUGUCAUUGUACUCUACCACACAAAACAAUGUUUUCCCCCAUAAUGAAGUAAAUGAGGGGACUGCGUGGGUCUCACUAUGUGUAUGAUGUCUACGCAUUUUAUUAUGUAAAGUACAUCAGGCACGCACGCUCAGACACCACUAGCCAGAUUUAGAAAAUUGCCUUAUUGUAGAGAUCCAACAUUUAGAACAUUGCCUUGUUGUAGGGAUCCAAUACUGAGAAAAUUCCAAAUAUUUAUCUUAUUGUGGUGCCAUCACAAGCGAUAGAAAAUUUAAACUAAGCAAGGUCACGCUCCGCCCCCGUUUUCACCUAAAGUCAUGACAUUUUGGUACAUAGGUCUAUAUUUUGUAAGAAAAUCAUUUGCCAAGAACCCAUAAUGUCCACCAAAUGGAUUUAGAAUUUUGGGAUAAACACUUAAAACACUACUCCUCUGACACUGAAACACCCAUAAGCACAAAAUCUGAUACAACACAUUUAUGGAUAAAGAUGAACACAAAGUUUUUUCAGAUCUCUACCUAAAACAAAAUGGCCACAAACAAUCAUUAAUGUGGACUAACAUGUAAAUACAUCAAUCAAUCACAGAGAUUCUUAAAGGUGAAAACUUUGGUGAACGUGUUGCAAGCACUGUCAAGAUAAGCAAGAAAUGUCUUAUCAUGGAGAUCUGGGAUAAACAACAUUACACUGCUUGGCCCAGGGAGCUGGGACAUCACUCUUGAGGGACAACUUGUUUACUGUUGCCCUGCCCUAAUUUAUGAGAGUUCUUAUUCAAAUGUAUUCAACAGGCUAAGUGGGUUGUAUUAAAUGAAGUGCAU